AUGGCUCCCCAAAAGGCCACGGAGAAGAUGAAGCAAAAAAGCUUGAUGUCGUGGUUUGGAAAGCCUAACGCUGCACCUAAGAACGGUGAAGGGAAAGCUACCCAGGCAAGACAGGAUCCGAAGAACUUGCCGAACAAGGAGAAGCCCCGUGUUGAGCCUCCCGCUACUCCUCGCACUCCUGACCUCAAGAGACCGGGCAAUGCGACCUUGUCCAGCUCACAACCUUCGGCCGCGACAUACACGCGGUCUUCGGACGGGGAUGGAUGGAGUAGUAGCAAGGAAACGCCGCCAACGAGCGACGCUAUUGAUGUAGACAUGCUGUCUGAGGAGGAGGACGCAAAAGCCAGCGUAUCUAAACCGAGAAUCACUAAGCGGAAGAAAGUCCUCAUGGACUCAGAUGAAGAAGAAAUACCCGGAGACAUUUCCAAUAAAGCAUCCUCUAGCUACCGUUCAUCUUCGCCUGUGCCGCUAUCUUCCAAAAGUCAAGUCAAGAAGGCAAGAGUAUCUCUUGUUCCUUCGGAUGAUGAAGGCGAUGACAGCGCUACUGUGUCAUCCUUCUCGAACCGCCUCACGCGGUUCCGCAAGUCUCCAACGAAGAGGCGUGGUUCUCAAUCCGGAGAUGACGACGAUUUUAUUGUCCCGGAUGACGAAGACGACGACGACGAACCUCCGGCUCGCGGCCGUGGUCGUACUCACGGCCGCUCCUCGUCGACGUCAUCGCGCUCGAGUGUCCUUUCAGAGGACGACUUCGACGAAGAGGAUGACGACGAAGCACCGUCCAAGACAAAGAGGACGAAGAGCAAGGCGACACCGUCCCGGCCAGCACUGAAGAGUACUGACAGUGGGCGGCGAUCGUCUGACACGUUUCUUACCGCGGCCGAGCAGCGCAUGCAAGCACAGAAAAACGAGAAGAAGAGUACAGAGGAGCCGUUCUCUUUCCUCGUCGACCCGAGAGACAAAGACGGUGUGCGCCCCGGAGAGCCGGGUUAUGACCCGCGGACUCUGUUCAUCCCGAAAAGUGCGUGGAAGGGAUUUUCGCCCUUCGAAAAACAGUUCUGGGAGAUCAAACAAAAUCACUAUGAUACGGUGCUGUUCUUCCAGAAAGGGAAAUUCUAUGAGUUGUACGAGGAAGAUGCGCGUAUCGGCCAUCGUGAAUUCGACUUGAAAUUGACGCAGAGAGUGAAGAUGUGCAUGGUGGGCGUUCCGGAGAUGUCAUUCGACUUCUGGGCUGCCAAAUUCUUGGGCAAAGGCUACAAAGUCGGGAGAGUUGACCAGGCGGAGACUGCUCUGGGUGCCGAAAUGCGGCAGAGUAAGUCUAAAGGUAAGGCCAUCGAUGACAAGCCAAAGGAAAAGAUCGUGCGACGCGAUUUGAAUAAGGUUUAUACCAAUGGCACUUUGGUUGAUGACCAACUCUUGUCAGACGAGCAGGCGGGUCACUGUAUCUCCAUCCGCGAAGAGCCUAUCGACGGGGAUGCCAGCAUAUCCAGCUUUGGUAUAUGCGUUCUAGAUAGUUCCACGUCGGAAUUCAAUCUCAGUUCCUUCGAGGACGACGUUUGUCGGACAAAGCUGGAGACGAUGAUGAGACAACUCCGUCCAAAGGAACUCGUGUUUACGAAGGGUAACCUCUCCGUGCCCACUACUCGUCUGUUGAAGGGGGUGUUGCCCAGCUCAUGCAUGUGGACAACUCUCCGAGACUGCGAAGGAUUCGACUACGACUCUACCAUACGAGAGCUGAAGGGUCUGUACCCGCCCAUAGAGGAGGAAGAUGCCAUGAUGGAGGACGAUGCUCUGGGGAGCGGGGUGCCUGACGCAAUACGAGCCAUGAUACCUUCAAAAACCGCAAUCAUCGCUUUGGGAUCGAUGAUCUGGUAUUUGAGGCAACUCAAUAUCGACAAGGACCUUCUCAGCAUGAAGAAUUUCAACGUCUACGAUCCCAUGAAGAGAGGGCAAGGGCUUGUUCUUGAUGGCCAGACAUUGGCGCAUAUCGAAGUCUUGGUGAAUAGCGAAGGAACAGAAGAGGGCACUUUGCAUAAGCUCUUUAAUCGCUGCGUCACUCCCUUUGGGAAAAGAUUAUUCCGAAUAUGGCUUUGUAUGCCGUUACGAGAUGUGUCGGAUAUCAACGCACGGCUCGAUGCUGUGGAAGAUCUUCUUGAUCAUCCCACCUUCGAAAAGGAAUUCACUGAUAUCGUCAAAGGAUUGCCUGAUCUCGAGCGCAUAGUUUCACGCAUCCAUGCCAGAAACUGCAAAAUCACUGAUUUCAUCAAAGUUCUCGGUGCUUUCAGCAAGCUUAACCAAGGCUUAGCAGACAUGGCUGAAGCUUCCGAGACGUUUAAAUCGAAAACAAUUUUGGGCUUAUUACGGUCAGCACCUGAUUUGAAGCAAAACAUAAAGCACGUUGAACGGAUGUUCGUCAAGCCGGAUAAAGGGUCGGACGAACUCGUGCCGAAAGAAGGAAAGGACGAGGCAUACGACGGUAUCAUGGAAGAGAUCGCUGGACUUGAAAAAGAGCUCGAAGACGAGUUGCAGAAGUUGGAGGAACAAGUGGGUUUUUCUUUGAACUACUGGCACAGUGCUACAGGUACCAAGGAUAUAUAUCUUGUCCAAACGCCCGCGUCUCGCAAAGAAAUACCUAAGACUUGGACCAAAAGCGGGUCUACUAAGGCUUACUCGCGCUGGCUGGUUCCGUCACUUGUGCCCACUAUCCGCAAGCUGAAAGAAGCCCGAGAGAAUCGCAGUACAAUCAUCAAAGAGUUCAAGAAUCGUGUUUUUGCGGAGUUUGAUGCUGAUCGUGCUGUCUGGCUUCGCGCAAUUCGCGUGCUAGCGGAGCUUGACUGUUUGUUCAGUCUUGCGAAUUCAUCGACUGCUCUGGGUGAGCCUGCAUGCCGCCCCGAAUUCAUCGAAGGGGAUGCCGCUUCGUUGGAAUUCGAGGAGCUGCGACACCCCGCUUUGACUGUUAGAACAAGCAGCUUCAUUCCCAACGAUGUCAAACUCGGAUCAGGUGGCAGAAGGGUUGCUUUGCUAACAGGACCAAAUAUGGGCGGCAAGUCUACGGUCAUGCGGAUGACAGCGGUUGGCGUUAUAAUGGCUCAACUGGGGAUGUUGGUGCCGGCCGCCAAAGCCAGAAUAUGCCCGGUGGAUGCUAUCCUGACUCGCAUGGGAGCUUAUGACAAUAUGUUUGCCAAUGCUAGUACCUUCAAGGUCGAGUUGGAUGAAUGUUCGAAGAUUCUCCGCGACGCAACACCCAAAUCUCUCGUUAUCCUGGACGAACUGGGGCGUGGAACUUCGACCUACGAUGGGAUGGCUAUCGCUGGUGCUGUUCUGCACCAUUUGGCAACUCAUACUUUGGCGCUGUCAUUCUUCGCCACUCACUACGGUUCUUUGACGGAUGAUUUUGCGUACCACCCCAGCAUCCGCAACAUGCACAUGGAGACACUAAUCGAUGAUGAAAAACGCGAGCUUGUGUUCCUUUACAAGCUUGUAGAAGGAGUCGCAGAGUCUUCCUUCGGUACGCACAUCGCCAACUUAGCCGGUGUACCAAGGGAAGUAGUGGAACGUGCGGCCGUCGUUUCAAAUGACUUUGCCAAACAAUUCAAAGAAAAAGUCGAGGGGCGGAAGAAAAGGUCGAGACUACCUCUUACAGCCCAGGCCGACUUCGCGUAUCUUUGUGGACUGGGCUUGGGUAAACUGAAGCUGGAUGACGAUCCAGUGAGGAAGAGUCAGGUGCUGCGGAUCAUUAAAGGAGCUGUUGGGAAGUAUAUCGUCGAGUCGCAGCAGCGAAGUGCUGCUGCAUGAUUCCUCUAACUCGUUAUUUGAUGUCGAUUUCGCUUGCUGUGUGGAUGGUACUGCUGAUGUACUUACCGGCUAUUCUGCUAGAACUUCCUCACACCCUUCGCCUCUAUGCACGCCGUAUAUAAUGCUGUACUACAGCACUAAUAAUGGAUUGUCGUAAGUUCAUCG
Gloeophyllum trabeum ATCC 11539 is the source of this 3957-nucleotide messenger RNA. RefSeq names its product DNA mismatch repair protein Msh6. Gene Ontology annotation, biological process: mismatch repair. Gene Ontology annotation, cellular component: nucleus; MutSalpha complex. Lineage: Eukaryota; Fungi; Basidiomycota; Agaricomycetes; Gloeophyllales; Gloeophyllaceae. The transcript has 32 exons. Bases 1 to 3792 code for a protein of 1263 amino acids. Gene Ontology annotation, molecular function: ATP binding; ATP-dependent DNA damage sensor activity; mismatched DNA binding. The record is from RefSeq and is a predicted model, not a curated record.